AUGUCGGGUAAAACGCCAACAACCCCGGGUCCUAUUCGGGUUGGCCAGAGGGUAAUCUUCGAACGCAACACAGGAACGGUUCGCUGGCGCGGCCUGGCACCUGUGAGACACUGCUGGAUGUUGGAUGAUAAACGUGCUUACCAUGGUGUCAUUGUGGACGAAGAACCUGAAGACGCACCUCCGGAGGACAAGGAAGAGGAGGAAGAAAGUAAAGCGGAAAUGCUAGGCGUUGAGUGGGAUAAUUGGCGCGUAGGAUCGCACAAUGGCACAGUUGAAGGCGUCUUCUACUUCAAUCCGGAGCGCAUGCGUCGUUGCGAGGGGGUGAUGGAGGCGGUACGGCAUGUCUACAGCAAGCACGAGGAGCCGUGGCUACGCGAAAAUGCAGUAAAAUACGCAAUGAAGAUCACGAUUGAUAACUUCGAGAAUCGAUCGUGCUCCUUCGUACGAGAGACCGACGUGCAGCUGGGCGUUACCAUGGAGCAAGCUGUGCAUGACCGGUAUAUCACCGACGACCCAUCGGGUGUAUCGUCCAGUCCGCACGGGAAAGGGCGCAUAGGUCACGAGUUUGUGGGCCGAGAUGAAGCUCUGGAAUUCUUUAGCCACACUGCAAACCUGUUGACGCUCGGGUUGCAGGACUGUCGCAUCGAUCGGCUGGGCGACUGCACCAAGUACUCCUUCCCCAAGGUGCGCGAAGCGCAUCUGCCGAACAAUCUGGUAACGGACUGGGAUGUCGUGAGGGGUCUUCUGGCAAUGCUGCCACGCGUCGACACCGUGGAUCUGUCGGGUAACACGUUGGUUUUUAACGAUGAGAAACCGCUCGAGUCUGCCACUCUGGCCACCCUGGUCCUGAACAACACGAUGCUCAAAUUUGAAACAGUGACCAAGUUGCUGAGUAACGUAAAGGGCCUCAAGGCGCUGUCGCUAUGCCGCAACAUGUAUAUCGAACUGCCGAGCCUAGAGUCGCUGAAAAGUUUACAGUCACUCGACAUCACAGACAACUCUGUAUGGAACUGGUUCUACGUGCUGCGUCUUGUAAAAUCGGCACCCACGCUCAAGAGGCUCAUCAUCACUAAAAACAGGUUGUCCAGCCUGUGCGUCGACCCGAAAACUGGUAAUGCAUUAUCCCUAUACCGAGCAGCCCUACACCUCGCCAAGGAUCACGAUGAACCUCUGAAGGCUUUUGAGGCACUUGAGGAGUUGCAUAUGGAGGAGAAUUACGUGCACGAUUGGAAAGUCGUAUCAGACCUGGCGGUUUUGUUCCCCAACAUCAGAGCGCUGCGUUUCAAGCUGUGCAUGCUCCACAAGGAAUCCACACAGGCGGAGGAAAGCAUCCACCGGCAGGUGCUAAUAUCCAUAUUCCCCGCGCUCAAGGUGCUUAAUGGCACGGAAGUCACGAAGUACGACCGCACAAACGCGGAGCGGUACUACCUCAGCCUCGAGCAUGCCAACAGCACCGCGUUCAAGAGCACAAACACCCACGAGGCUCUGAAAGCAUCGCACAGCUCGCGCCUCGAAAAGGUGCACGGGAAGCGGGAAGCUGCCCCUGCCAAGAAUGGGACGUUCGUGUCUCCGGGGUUGCGCAUGAUAUCCGUCAAGCUCGUGCCUGAUGGAGAUUCCGACAGCUACCUCAAGCCCGCAGUCACCCGAUCCAUUCCGCUUUGCACCACGGUGCUGGAGCUAAAGGUCAUCUGCAGCGAAAUCUAUGGACUCACGCUCUCGGACGUGGUCCUAAUAUACAACAGCGGGGAUAUGCCCAUCAGCGAGCGCAUGGACAACGACGAAGCCGAGAUCCAGUACUACGGCGUCGACGACGGCUACAGCAUAAGAAUCCAGUCGCGCAGGCUCAACGGCUGA
Messenger RNA from Babesia ovata, 1854 nucleotides. Its product is annotated as CAP-Gly domain-containing protein, putative. Bases 1 to 1854 code for a protein of 617 amino acids. The record is from RefSeq and is a predicted model, not a curated record. The transcript has 2 exons. Lineage: Eukaryota; Apicomplexa; Aconoidasida; Piroplasmida; Babesiidae.